CAACGAUUCCCCAACUCCCCUCCCCUCUCCCCUUCCCCACUCGAUGGAACCGAUGCCCCGGUCCCCUCGUCCUCCACUAUCCCCACCAUCACUUACUCCGCAUCUAUUCCAUUCCUAAUUCCGCCCCCCGCCCCCCCUCCCCUCCUCCCCCACUCCUCUUUAUUCUUAAUUUCUUAUUCCACUCCCCCCUCCCUCCUAUGCCUCCAACCCUAACCCUAGAAAUCGCACUUAGCUUCCCCUCUCUUCUUCGCCUUCCUCCUCCCCUGCCGUCGCCGCCGCAAUGCCGUCGUUGGAGCUCUGGUUCCCCGCCUCCUCCCCCUUCCCCGAGGAACCCGCCUUCUUCGGCGCCGGAGGCCUCUUCCUCGACCCCUCCGUUCCCAACUCCCUCCUCUGCUCCGUCUCCUCCUCCACCGCCUCCGAUUCCUCUGCUUCUUUCGUUAGAUUGGGCUCUCCGUCGUGUUCCCGGCGCACGCCCUUCGUUUUGGGGCGGCGCGGAUCGAAGGGCGGCAGCGCGUUCUUGUCUGUGAGCUUGUCGGUUAAGGGCCGCGAGGGUUUCGUGCGGGAGUCGGUGGAGUUUUUGGGGCAGAGCGGGGAGAAGAGCUCCGAGGAGGCGGCAUUGGAGGGGAAGGAGGAGAGUGAACUUAGCGUGGAGGAGGAUGAGAAGAAGAAGAAGAAAAAGUUGACGGUUAGAGCUCGAGGAGGUGCCGUGAACACCACGAAGCAUUUGUGGGCAGGAGCGGUGGCUGCGAUGGUUUCGAGAACAUUUGUGGCUCCUCUUGAGAGGCUAAAGUUGGAAUACGUAGUUCGAGGUGAGCAGAGAAAUCUUUUCGAACUUAUCCAUAAAAUUGCAACCACAGAAAGGUUGAAAGGUUUCUGGAAGGGGAAUUUCGUCAACAUUCUUCGCACUGCUCCAUUCAAGGCAGUGAACUUCUAUGCGUAUGAUACUUACAGAAAACAGCUGCUUAAACUGUCUGGUAAUGAAGAAACAACGAACUUUGAGAGGUUCCUUGCAGGUGCUGCCGCUGGCAUAACUGCCACCAUAAUAUGUAUACCAAUGGACACGAUUCGGACAAAAAUGGUAGCUCCUGGUGGUGAAGCUUUAGGCGGUGUUAUUGGUGUUUUCCGCCACAUGGUCCAAACCGAAGGGUUCUUCUCUCUUUACAAGGGACUAGUGCCUUCUCUUAUUAGCAUGGCUCCAUCUGGUGCCGUUUUCUACGGUGUAUAUGAUAUAUUAAAAGCAGCUUAUCUGCAUUCUCCAGAAGGAAGGAAACGAUUGGCUUUGAUGAAGCAACAACAACGUGAAGAAGUGAGCGCACUAGACCAACUAGAGUUGGGUCCUAUGAGGACUUUACUAUAUGGAGCCAUUGCCGGGUGUUGUGCAGAGGCUGCCACAUAUCCUUUCGAAGUGGUGAGAAGGCGGUUACAAAUGCAAGUCAAAGCAACCAAAAUGAAUGCAUUUGCGACGGCUCUUAAGAUUGUGGAGCAAGGUGGAGUUCCUGCGCUAUACGCUGGCUUGAUUCCCAGCUUGUUGCAGGUUUUGCCGUCUGCCUCCAUUAGCUACUUUGUAUACGAGUUAAUGAAGAUAGUUCUAAAGGUCGAAUGAAAUAAAACACAGAUUUGUUGCCCUAUUGCUAUUUGGAAAGGGCUCUUACUCCUGUUACAUGAGCAACUAAUUAUUCUUUUCUUUUAAAAAAAAACUUGCUUCUUUAUGGAGAUUCUUCUCAAUGGACUGCAGUCAAAGGUAGUUAAAAAUGCCGUUGAAUUUGCAUCUGAGAUUGGUUUGAUUCACAGAAUUCUAACUGUAUAAAUUUAUUAUUCAGUUUCUUAAAAAAAUGCCCUGUGAAGAAUGAGCUAGAUUUU
Molecule: messenger RNA, 1860 nt
Organism: Ananas comosus (pineapple)
Lineage: Eukaryota; Viridiplantae; Streptophyta; Magnoliopsida; Poales; Bromeliaceae
Product: probable mitochondrial adenine nucleotide transporter BTL3
Exons: 4
Coding region: 281-1603 (440 amino acids)
Biological process (GO): transmembrane transport
Source: RefSeq, a predicted model, not a curated record